This is a messenger RNA of Polychytrium aggregatum, 318 nucleotides long. RefSeq lists its product as uncharacterized. Lineage: Eukaryota; Fungi; Chytridiomycota; Chytridiomycetes; Polychytriales. The transcript has 2 exons. The coding region runs from base 75 to 314 and encodes 79 amino acids. The record is from RefSeq and is a predicted model, not a curated record.
AUCACAUAUCACAUAUCACAUAUCCACAUACCCACACGACCAGCACCAUCGCCGCUCGUGUGUGCGUCUCGAUCAUGUUCAACCCCUUGCUCAACCUCCAUUUGAUUCCCUUGGCCCAUUUCGGCAUCUCCCGUUUCCUCGCGCAGGUGCUCUUCGUCCUGAUCGAGGCUCUCUUCUCUGCAAUCCGUUCCAGUCUUCACGCUGUUGACACUCUCCCCACCAUCGUUCAUAUUGUGUCUCUCUCAGUUUUGUCGAUUAUCCAUCGAACCCACACUUCAAUCGACUCAUGCCGCAAAUCCAUCGUCAUGGUUUGACAAC